AAAAGGCCCCAGGGGGCUGAGGCGUCCAGUGGGCCUCUGCGGCUUGCGCUCUAGAACACGCGCGUCUCUGCUUUGUGGGCCUCUUGUGAACGUCGAGAGCCAGAGAUCUGCGGCUUUUGAGUGACGGCCGGAAGUGGGGCGACUUGCGGUUGAGCGGGAGGAAGAGGCAGCGGCGUCGGUGAAGCGCCUGUCUGAGGUAACCAAGAAUCAGUUCCCCUUCGGCGUAGGCUGCGGAUGCCCGGAGAGCUGCCGGCCGCGCUAGGGGCCGUUGCAAGGUGGCUGGAGGCGAGACGGUCAUAUCUCGUGGCCGAGCGGCCGGACCCUGCGGCAGACUGUCUUGGGCGAGGGCGGUCGUCAGGCCCUGGAGGCCACUCUUUUCGCCUUUUGCGCAGAUAGGUCCGGGCCAGCGGCGGGGGCACGCUCGUACACUGUCCGCUUGCACAGUGCUCAUGAAGCCCGAUUGUCCUCCAGGAAUGUUCACGUUCCCGCCUCUGCUGGCGUGUGGUUUUUUUGUUUGUUUGUUUUUUUCCGGGGCUGUUGUUAACCUCCAGAGAACCGCAGUUCAGCGUCAGAUGCAAAAGGCCCCGUGGCCUCCUGAGCCAGAGUGGGCAGCAAGGAGCCGGCCAUUUGUGAAUAACGUGGCAUCCUGGACAGAAUCUUAGUGCCGGUUCUGCUGCAUCAAGGAGAGUGAGACUCAAAAGUCUCUAUUCAGCCUCCCUUAGAAGUCUAAAGACCCUUGAAACGUAAAAGCAGCAGAAGGGUCACCCUAAUCAUCACCAGCUGCCAUUCUCCCCCCUUUUUAUGACUUGAUAUUUGGACAAGCAUUUUGUAAAGAAAAGUCGGCUGUAAUUUUUCCUAGGUCAAGUAAACAAAUUUAAAAAUACGGGUAUAAAUAUUUUAAGUAGUUCUCUUUAUACAUCUUGCAAAGAAGUACCAAAGAAGAAUUUGAGCAUCUAGUUACUUAAUUGUGGGAUGUUUUCUGAGAAGAAAAAGGCUAUUUUUUCUCUAAUUGCUUUCCUUCUACCCUGUUCUCCGUGUCCCAGCUCUCAUUCCAGUAUUUAUACAAGAAAAGGAGAGUCUCAAAUGUUCCAUGAAUUGAAGGCUUCCAUCAUCACAAGAGGAUUAAGAGUCAUAGAAGUUGUACCCUUAUUAAAAGCAGAAUACUAGGAUGAUAUUUUAAAAUGUAAGAGAAACUUAGAAUGUUUUCCUAAUCUUCUUUGACAUGGGGAAAAUGUGAUAGAAAGCACAUGAAUGAACUCUGGAUAAUCCCCCUCUUUGGAGCCAGUGGGUGUCAGUUCUCUCACCCACCAACCUUCCCUGAUUCGUAGAAGCAGUCAUUAAUUGACAUUUGUCUUCAACGAUCUGUGCUAUAGAUCAACUGAAUAAUAAAAAGAAAAGGAGAGAAGCAAAGGGCCUGACAGUUGACUUUAAAGACAAGUGCCUUAGGAAGAAGAUCCUUUUAUUGAUUUUAUUCCAGACCACACUGAGCCUCAGUUGUCAAAGGUGGGCCCAACAGGAACAACUGUUCUGGGCAGAAUGAUGACAGUAGAUUUGAAGGUGACUGAAUAUUUGAACUCACAGAUCAGGGCUCUGUGGGAAACCAAGGGGCCUGUAACAGUGGGCUCCACUCAGAGUAAGAAGUAUACCACACAAAUGGACAGUCUCAGUCCUGAGAACUCUCGCCAACACUUCCGGAGUUUCCAUUAUCAUGAAGCAGCUGGACCCCGUGUGGCUGUCGGUCAACUUCAGGAAUUAUGCCGUCAGUGGCUAAGGCCAGACAUACACUCAAAAGAACAGAUCUUGGAUCUGCUGGUGCUAGAGCAGUUCCUGACCAUUCUGCCCAGGGACACCCAGACCCGGAUAAAGAAGCACCACCUACAGAGCAUUGAGGAAGCUGUGACCUUGGUAGACCACUUGCAGAGUGAAUCUGUUCAAACAAGGAAUGGGGUUGCAGUCCAUGUGCUGGGAAAGGAGGCAGUGCUCUUGGGAGAAACAGCAGAGACCUCAGGCUUCAAAUUGAAGCCAGCAGAGGCCCAGCCAGUGGGCAGGUCCCAGGAUGAAGAAAUUUGGAAUGCAUAUGAGGAUCUACAACAACAGCUGAGCAGGAAUACUCUUAAAGAAACUGAGCCUGUGUGUGAGAGGGCUGUACCUGCUCACCAAAUCCUAGAUUCUCCUGAGCAGUUAAAGAACAAACAUUGGACAGUGGCGCCUGAGCUCAUCUUUCCUGAGUCCCAGAGCUUACUGACAUUUGAAGAAGUGGCUGUAUAUUUUUCACGGGAAGAAUGGGAGUUACUGGAUCCCAGUCAGAAGGCUCUCUACAGUGAUGUAAUGAAGGAAAACUAUGAAACUGUCGUCUCUUUAGCUGUGCCUGCUCACCAGACCCUAGUGUUUCCUGAGCAGACAAACACCAAAGAUUGGACGGUGGCGUCUGAGCUCUUCUUGCCUGAGUCCCAGACCUUAUUGACACUUGAAGAAGUGGCCGUGUAUUUUUCAAGGGAAGAAUGGGAGUUACUGGAUCCUGGUCAGAAGGCCCUAUACAAUGAUGUAAUGCAUGAAAACUAUGAAACUGUCAUCUCUCUAGCCUUAUUUGUGCUCCCCAAACCUAAAGUGAUCUCCUGUCUAGAACAAGGGAAAGAGCCAUGGGUUCAAGGAUCCACGGAGUUCAUGGAAAGUCCUGGAGAGCUGCCUAUAGGGUUAAAGCUCAAAAAUGACACUGAAAGUCAUCAGCCUAUUUGUCUUUCUGGCUUAGAAAUAGAAGCACCCAGAGACAUAUCAAAAAAGACCAGAGUAAAAGUUCCCCAGAAAACAACAGUCAAAGAAAAUCAUGGUGAAAUGCACAGAGUGGGGAAAUGGCACCAAGAUUUAACAGUAAAGAAAAAAAAGAAGCUUUCAACCUGGAAACAAGAGUUGCUGAAACUUAUGGAUCGUCACAAGAAAGAACGUGCAGCAGAGAAGCCUUUUAAAUGCCAGGAAUGCGGGAAAAGCUUCAGAGUUAGCUCUGACCUUAUUAAGCACCAAAGAAUUCACACUGAAGAGAAACCAUAUAAAUGCCCACAGUGUGAUAAGAGGUUUAGAUGGAGUUCAGAUCGUAAUAAGCACUUAACAACACACCAAGGAAUAAAACCAUAUAAAUGCUCAUGGUGUGGGAAAAGCUUCAGUCAAAAUACAAAUCUCCACACACACCAAAGAACUCACACUGGAGAGAAGCCCUUUACGUGUCAUGAAUGUGGAAAAAAAUUCAGUCAGAAUUCCCAUCUUAUUAAACAUCGGAGAACCCACACAGGUGAGCAGCCUUAUUCCUGUAACAUAUGCAGAAGAAACUUCAGCAGGCGGUCGAGCCUUCUUAGGCACCAGAAACUCCACCAAUGAAGGGGGAAACUUGUCCAGUGUCAUCACUCAACAAAUUCACCAAGUGGAGUUUGAUGCUAAAGUUUGUGGAAAAAUACAAAAUUAUGAAGCAUGAAUUUUUCAUCUGUGGAAUAUUUGGGGCAAUCAGCAUCAUGUUGCACAGAAAGGAAUCAAAUUUGACUGCAGGGGAUGCAUUAAACUACUUAAUGCAUACUGUACUACUUACUGUUUUUACUUAUAACCUAUAGAGAAUUAGCAAGAUUAGUGUUCUAGGAACAUUCUGAAAAUGGAAAAAGCUGUUUUGGGAUUGUACCUACCAAAAUAUCAAAUUCAGCUUCAAGUAGCAGAUAAAGCCAUGAAUCAGUCUUCUGUGGCCACAGAGGUAAACAGUGUUGGUUUUGCAUUGAUCUCCCCAGCCACUCUUAAACACAAGCAACAGAAACAUUUGUAGCAUCAUCUUCCAAAACAAAAAGCAAUAAUAUGCUCAUUUAAUUUUAUACCAUUGUCUCUAAGGUAGCAAGAUUAACAGUUUCAAUAGUCUCAUGGGACAGAAAUGAAUUCUAAUGUAAAGUUUGCUAAGAACCAAAUUGGAUUUUCCUCCUUUCUUGUCAGUUGCCAUUGUGUAAGUUUUUUCUUGAACUUUUUAGCAACUUGAGCUAAGUCAUAGUAGCACAAAUUUUACUUUAAGGAAAUCAUGUUUACUUCACCACUAGAGAAUUUGCCCGAUAACUAAUAAUGCACUAUCUUUCCUUUCAUUGGUGGUUUUUUUUUUGUUUUUUUUUUUGAAAAAAGGGAAAACAUUUCUAAUGAGAUUAUAUGGAAACAUGUUGGGAUUUUUAGCCAUGGAAUAAUAUAUUAGAUGUAAAGAAGAAUUUUCUGCAAUAAAAGAAAUGACUUUCCUUCCCUCACAAUAUCAAUAGGAUAAAAUAGCCAUAAAAAUUAGCACUUUCCUGAGGCCUAAAAGAAAUUUAAUGGGAAUCUAGGUUUAACUUCUCAGGAUUUUGUUUGUUUGCUUUUUCAUUUGGCUUUUGUUAUUAAGAAUCAGGAGAGACUUAUGUGUCUGUGAAGUAUAGUGUGUGCUGUAGACAGCAUUCUGUGGUUUGCUGUGUAUGGUGACCAGGGAAUCCAUUCAGCAGGAAACCAGGUUUCCAAAAGGACAGUUUUGGGAACUGAUGCAGAGUGGUUGGCAAAAAUGAAUCAGUUCACAUCCAUAUGGGUUGUCUUACACUGUAAACUAUUAAGCAGGGUCUGCCUGUAUUCUCUUCAGAGCAGCAUUUAGUAGCCUUGAGUGAUGUUUGACACUGCUGAAAACCUAUAGACUGUGGACAUUCUUAUAACUCACCCUUUAUUUCUACUUUUGACUCAAAUGUAUUCUUGUUAGAGCUUUCAGGGAUUAAAUUAUCUCUUCAAAAUCUAUUUGAUAAAUGAGGAAAUUAAAGCACAAACUUCUGUUUAGCUGUCACUUAGCUUCAUCAGUGAGGCCUGAAGGCAGGAUUACUAGGAAUUUAUUUCUACAGAGCCAGCCUAGAUGACAUUGUAUUGUAUCUAUUUCUACCUUGCGAAACAUUUGUUUCUUGAUUGGUUACUGAAACACUCUUAAGUCUCCAUUUUCUCUAUGAAAUAGUGAAAACACUUAACCUCAGGGUCAUUUGGGGAUUACAGGGAUUGAGGAAAGAGAAGCAUGUACCAGCCUUACCAACAGUAGAUGCUCAAUGUGUGCUUCUUUCUCUUUCCCCUUCUCCCCAAAUACGUUCGGCAGACUGACUACUUUAAAGGAACAGAUGCAUUUGUGGUUCUUGCAGCUCCUUUUAGGAGCUAAGCACUGGUUACACUGAUUUGGUUUGUAGCUUCAGUAUUUUUUGUUGUAAGUCACCUGAACCUUGGUCUGGCACCUUCAGUGAUAGUUAAUUUUCUUCCCUAAGGUGAACUACACCGAAUAUUUCUUAUGCAUGCCAACACUGAAGCUUUGGUCUGAGUAGCUCUUACCUAACACCUUCAGCCGUAGACCCCUGGGAUUCUGUCUUUCCUCCCAAUAAGGUACAUGUGGAUUUGUUGUUGGCAGUACAUUGAUUUAUGUAAGUUAAUGGUGGCCUUUUAUGCAUCCAGGAGAUGUUAUAGACCAAGGAUAUAGGCGUGCACAAAAGAAAAAAUUCAUACCCUCAUGGAGUUUAUAUUCCAGUAAACAAUAAAAAGGAGAAUGGUUAUGCUUUUCUGCUCCUUGCAGUUAGACAGGGCCCUCAGCCAUUUUGGUCAGUGGGUUGUGAGCAGAAUCCUCACUUCUGGGUUGAAACUGAUGCUCUCCUUUCUUGCCCCAAUCAUGGAAGCACAUACAGAGACAGGAACCAUGAGAUGAAACUAGUCUAGAAUGCUGAGUUCUUCACAUGGCAGGUCAGUUCUUCUCAUUAGUCUCCUAGACCUAUAAGGGACUUUUGGACUUUAUGGGAACAAGAAAUAAACUUUUGUGUUUAACCACUGGGA
Phyllostomus discolor (pale spear-nosed bat) is the source of this 5826-nucleotide messenger RNA. RefSeq names its product zinc finger protein 75a (gene ZNF75A). NCBI's taxonomy places the organism in Eukaryota, Metazoa, Chordata, Mammalia, Chiroptera, Phyllostomidae. Gene Ontology annotation, biological process: negative regulation of transcription by RNA polymerase II. The transcript has 9 exons. The record is from RefSeq and is a predicted model, not a curated record. Gene Ontology annotation, molecular function: RNA polymerase II cis-regulatory region sequence-specific DNA binding; DNA-binding transcription repressor activity, RNA polymerase II-specific. Bases 1537 to 3369 code for a protein of 610 amino acids.